UCUUAUGACUCGGGCCGGAGCGGCUACUCCUGGCUCUUGCGGCGCUGUGGUCGGUGGUCCUCCAAGUUCUGGCCUCAGCUCCCGCGAGCUGUGUCGCUGGUAUUGCUGCAUUCGCCGCCGCCUCGUUCGCCCGGCGGAAUCAUGCUGUGCUUCCGCUUCUGCCCUGUUCCGCGCUUGGAGCUCGUUCUCCUCUGCCUAGUCCUGGGGGCUGCCCGGUCUUGUGCGUUGGAACUUAAUUUGACAAAUUCAGAAAAAGCCACUUGCCUUUAUGCAAAAUGGCAGAUGAAUUUCACAAUACACUAUGAAACUACAAACAAAACUUAUAAAACUGCAACCAUUUCAGACCAUGACAAUGUGACAUAUAAUGGAAGCAUUUGUGAUGAUGACCACAAUGUUUCCAAAAUAGCUGUGCAAUUUGGAUCUGGUUUCUCCUGGAUUGUGAAUUUUACCAAGCAGGAGCCUAAUUACUUUAUUGACAGCAUCUCAUUUUCCUACAACACUGAGGAUAACAUAACAUUUCCUGGUGCUAAAGAUAAAGGAAUUGUUACUGUUCAUUAUUCUGAGAAAGUCAGCAUUCCAUUGAAUGACAUCUUUAGAUGCAGUAGUUUAUUAACUUAUGAAGAGAACCAUGUUGUCCAGCACUAUUGGGAUGUUCUUGUUCAAGCUUUUGUCCAGAAUGGCACAGUGAGCAGAAAAGAAUUUCUGUGUACGAAAGACAAAGGUUCCACAACAGUGGCACCCAUCAUUCACACCACUGUGCCCUCUCCUACUACAACACCCACUCCAAAGGAAAAACCACAAGUUGGAAACUAUUCAGUGAGCAACGGCAACACCACGUGCCUGCUGGCUACCAUGGGGCUGCAGCUGAACAUCACUCAGGAUAAGAUUGCUUCAGUUAUUAACAUCAACCCCAAUUCAACUGGCUUCACUGGCAGCUGCCAACCCCAGACUGCUCAGCUUAGGCUGAACAGCAGCAUCAUUAAGUAUCUUGACUUUGUCUUUGCUGUGAAAAAUGAAAACCGAUUCUAUCUGAAGGAAGUGAAUGCCAGCAUAUAUUUGGCUAAUGGCUCUGUUUUCAGCAUUGCAAAUAACAACCUCAGCUACUGGGAUGCCCCCCUGGGAAGUUCUUAUAUGUGCAACAAAGAGCAGACUCUUUCAGUGUCUGGAACAUUUCAGAUAAAUACCUUCAAUCUAAAGGUUCAGCCUUUCAAUGUGACAGAAGGAAAGUAUUCUACAGCCCAGGAGUGUUCGCUGGAUGAUGACACCAUUCUAAUACCAAUUAUAGUUGGUGCUGGUCUUUCAGGCUUGAUUAUCGUUAUAGUGAUUGCUUACCUAAUUGGCAGAAGAAAAAGUUAUGCUGGAUAUCAAACUCUGUAACACUAGUCCAUAUGUGAUCUCUGUUGCAAAAUAAUAAAGCAAGUACAAGUUCCAACAUGCAUUACUACUCAGUUUAAUGUUCAUUUAGUUGCAGUCUCGCUCUUAGAAUGGGUGGUUUGGGAGAUUUCUAAUUUAAAUUAAAACAUUAAAAAAAAUAGAAAAAUUAAAAAAAAAACCCAUAGACUACAAAUUAGCCAUUGAUUUUUGGUUUCUAAAACCAAGAAAUUUAAAAGUAUUACUUCCAUAGCAAAACAUCUGGAUUAGAGGUUCUGUUUUACUGCCUUGAAUUAAUAUUUUAGUGGUUUCAUUUAAAUAUUCUGGGUAGAAAUAUAGUUUAGGAAAAAUGUUUUUGAAAAGAUUUUUCUUUCUGCAUGUGGUUGAAUUAGGGCAACAUUCUACAGUGGAUUUGUACUUGCUCCUUUUGCAUUUUAUUGUGAUUUUGUUUGCAGGUUAACUUAGCUACUUUGGCAUUGCUGCAUAUGUGACCUAUGAGAGAGAUGUUAGUAGAUUUGAACAGGGCCUAGUAAUAUGUUUUUACCAAUGAAUGUUUUUCUUAUGCUUUUCAAUACAUUUGUGUUUAAUGUGGCCAUAAUGGCAAAAGAUACAAAAAUCUUUUAAAUUUUAGAAUAGGUGUUAUUCUUGCUUUAUCCUUUUUAAAAAACUGGUCAUGCCAAUCUUUGAAAUUGCAAGACAAAUAAAUAAAUAGCAAGACAACACUAUCUCAACUGGGCAUUUCAAUCUAUUUUUUAGGUGCUUUAGAGAUAAUUGCUAGGCAGUGCCAACUGAGGGCAUUAGUCCUUUGUACCCAUAAAUUGGCCUCAACGUUUAGUACUAAAAUUAAUGAAGAUUUCUCUUCAACCUUCAAGUCUUCCUUGUUGGUGGCAAUGUGUUUCUUUCUUUUUUUUUUUAGAAAUGCCAGUAUGUCCUAGAACCUAGAUAAAGAAGUGCACUUACGCUUAGAAAAUAACUUGCACAUAACUCAAAAUUUUGAUUUUAGUUCAUUAAAAAGUUAUUGGUAUCCAGUUUGCAUUGAUUGCUACAGCAUUGAUUAAUUUGGCUUUCACAUUAAAAUGGCUCUGUGCUAAUCAAAACUUAACACUGUUUCUGUUAUGGUACAGUCAUUAUUAAUUCAUGUACUUUGUAUUUAGUUUUGUGCUCUGAGAGGUGCACCGGUUGUCCAUUUGCUCUGUACCACCUAAUGCUUUAUACAAGAAAGGAAGAUAUUUCAGCUUGAUAGUUAACAUAUAAUAAAUAUUCCUUAUAGCUUCUAGGUGAUCUUUUUUUAUAUGUAUAAAUAUUGGUGAGGCUGAGCAAGUACUUUAAAGAUAUAUAUAUAUAUAUAUAUAUACACACAAAAAUUGAUUUAUAGCCAUAGGUGGAAAAUUCCUGUGGUUAUUUGGGGAGGGCAGUUUAUAUGCCUCCCACUCACUAGAAAAUGAGGAACUAUCAGGGUUCCAAAAUACUAAUGUUGAAUGCAUUGAUACACACACGGGUGUGCACACAUGCAUGCACAUAUAUAGGCAAUUGCAUGCUAACAUGUAUAUGUCUGUAACUGUCUUUUGAGUUAUAUUGGAGUGAUAAAUAUUUUCUCCAAUUAAAUUUGCUUUCUGUUUAGCCUGCAAACUUUACUGACUCAGAAUCAGAUUCCUCACUAACCCCUCUCCUAGAGCUACAUUGAACUGCAUUGUCAGCUUAAAACACUUAAAGAUGAAAUAUGAGUUGAUGUUUAAAAAAUAUUUUUAAACUGUUUUACUGUAAAAUUAUUAAUCUUAUAAGAAUGGAUAAUGCUUUUAAGAAAGUGGGCCUUACAUAUUUCUCUUGAGUGAAAACAAAGCAGCUUUUUUUAAAAGUAAAAAUUGGAAGCACAAGUAGUCACACUGGCUUAAUGCUGUUAAUGUUUCUAAAAGUUUCUACAUUUAGAGUAUAUCUCAGAUUGAUAUUAAAAUACCUCUGAUAAGCACUGUUUUAUAGAAAAUCUGACUUCAGUGAAUAUUUUUGUAUUUUACAUGGGCCAGUUUAUAUACUGCUAUUUACACUAUUAUUUCCUAUAGCCAGGUGUUCUUUGUACCUUUUGUAGUUUUUGGUUUUGUUUUACUGGAUUUGUGCCUUGAUGGUAAUACACUAUUUCGUUUUGGGUGAUUUUCAUGUUUUACCAUUUCCAUUAAAAAACUGGUCCAUGUAAAUGCUUUCCAUGUUUUCCCCUCAAAUGUUCAAACCACUAGUUGAUGUAUGGUAUCUGUCUUUAGAUAUUUGCUUGUCUGUUUGCUCAACAUUGCUUCUAAAACAAUAAAGAUUCUUUUAUUUCUUAAGGAAA
Molecule: messenger RNA, 3691 nt
Organism: Heterocephalus glaber (naked mole-rat)
Lineage: Eukaryota; Metazoa; Chordata; Mammalia; Rodentia; Bathyergidae
Source: RefSeq, a predicted model, not a curated record